AGUUGUUUCCGAAAGUUUGACCUCGGUGUUGAAGAUGAAGAUGAAGAUGGAGCAAAGACAAGAAAAUACAACCUUAAUUCUACUUUCAGCAACUAGCUUGGCACUUCUAACCAUCCUCACGGUGUGGAAAUCAAAACGGUGCAAAUAUAGACUUUUAAAUGAAACUGGAGGGGCAAUGUUUUAUGGCAUGCUCGUGGGGCUAGCUGUGAAAUUCCUGUCAUUUGACCGGGGAGAAAACCUGGACAACAUGGAGGCAUUGUGCGAUUGCAGUGGUCUUAACAUCACACCUCACUUCCUGACGGUUAACAUCACAUCUCAACCUCCACGAAACGUUAGGAAAGUCAGUGAUGGAGUCCCAGCGCUCUCAACCCCUCAUAUGGAGACCUUUGAUCCCGAGGUCCUUUUCAAUCUGUUCCUGCCACCCAUCAUCUUCCACGGAGCUUACACCCUUAAUCAGAAACGAUUAAUUGGGAAUCUUGGAUCUAUUCUGACCUUUGCGUUUUUGGGAACCGUAAUCAGCUGUUUCACCAUAGGGUCCUGCGUCUACGGCUUCACCAGACUGAUGGUGCUGAUGGGCCGAGCAGCUGAUGGAGACUUCCUCCUCACUGACUGCCUCCUGUUUGGUGCCAUUGUCUCUGCAACUGACCCAGUUGCUGUCCUUGGCCUGUUGUCAGAGCUGCGUUUGGACCUGGAUCUGCACAGCCUGCUGUUUGGAGAGAGUGUCCUGAAUGAUGCCGUGGCCAUCGUCCUGACACAUGGCAUCACCACCUACAGCCAUGGUGCAGGGCGAACCUUCGACCCCGCCUCCUUCCUCCUCUCAUUUGGUUAUUUUCUUGCCGUGUUUGCCGGCUCCCUCCUCCUGGGUUUCACAUUCACAAUCACAACAGCCCUCAUAUCCUUUCAUCCCCUCCCAUCUGUGUCUUCACCCUAA
Messenger RNA from Gymnodraco acuticeps, 931 nucleotides. RefSeq names its product sodium/hydrogen exchanger 9-like. The record is from RefSeq and is a predicted model, not a curated record. Lineage: Eukaryota; Metazoa; Chordata; Actinopteri; Perciformes; Bathydraconidae. Gene Ontology annotation, cellular component: membrane; recycling endosome. Gene Ontology annotation, molecular function: sodium:proton antiporter activity. Gene Ontology annotation, biological process: regulation of pH; sodium ion transport; proton transmembrane transport.